AUGGGUCGACCCACGCGGAUCGCGCUGAGCGUCCUUGCGGUUUGGACGGUGUUGUCGCCGCGCUGCUCGGCAUCCUUGCGGUUGUCCGGGGCCUGGCAGGACCGCCCGGAGCGACGGUCACCCUUGCCCUUGGGCGACGGAGCAGAGAGCGCCAGAGCGACGUGGGCUCGGAAGGCUCCGGCGGUGCUUCAGACGGAGGAGAUCGUGCAAGAGUUCUUCCAGAGAGGCCGCAGGAAUCAAUCGAGCGGCUGGCGGCCACCGCGUUUCCAAGUGGCUUCCUCUGUGCUGGUCUCGGCAGGUCUUUACGCCGCGCUGCUGCGAAGAUUUCUGCGACAGAGGCCCUUUGGACGGUCUGUGAUCUUGGUGCCACGGCUGAGUCGAGCCAGGGAGAUCUGCAGUGUUUUGCAGGAGCAGAACCUGAGGCCUCUCUUGAUCUCGCAUGAGACACCGUGCUCCUUCAAUGCCUCGGAUCAAGUUCUUGUAUGCAUGCAUCAGAGUAGCGACCACCUUGCAGGAUUUCACUUUGAUGUAAAAAUCUACGACGAGGCUGAGUCCUUGCAACGGCCCACGAAGACCACGAACAAGCUGAAAAACAUCCCUGCAAAAUUUGUCGGUGAGUUCUCCUUCACAUUUGGUUCAGCAAAGGUAGACUACAAGUAUUCUGUUCAGAAUGCUUGGUUUGAAGGCCAUCUUUCCCCAGUUCAAUGCUUUGCUUUGCCUCUGGCUGCAGAUAGUGAUCAGCGAUUGACUUGGUUGGCUCAUUUCAUUCAACAGCAGCAACAGAAUUGGUCGCCAAUGCUUGUCUUAUUCUACCAAACGGCUGCAGCCAGAGAUUUCGCGCAACGUUUGCAAAGCUUGGGUGUGUCAGCAGAGGCUUGCCUUCCUUCCACCAAGCGCAAGGGGGAGGGCUCACUCUCCAACGAACGAGCGCGAGCUGACGUGAUGUGCUUGGCCAAAGGCCGUGCGGCGGACUUUGCCCUCACGGGGCUGAACACGGUGAUUUUGGCGGAACCCACGCGCCGGCCCAGGUCCUUAUGCUAUAUGCAAAGGAUGAUGCAAGCCCAGGUUGGCCGCUUCAUGCCCAUGAAGCUCAUUGAGGUCAUGGAUGGAAGGAGUAGAGCCAAGAUGACGGCCUACCAUGCUCACUUCUCGCAUACUGUGGGCUGGGGCAUCGUGGAUACUGUGGUGGACGCGGACACGGGGGUUCCCAGAAUCGGUGGAGGGCCGCAGCUCUUGGAUCUCUGUGGACGUCGCUUUCCCCCUUCGCCUUUGAACCUGCAGCACUUGCUGAAGUCACAGGUCGCCCCUCAGGUACGAAGCUGGCUCCAGGAGCUGCAUGCUUGGUUGCAGGAGCACCAGCGGAAGCCUCGCCAGUCAGGAGGUUUGGUGGAAAGACUGCAAGAAGCUAGGUUGCGAAGGGCCUACCACCACUUGCGUGAGAAUGUGCUGAAUGAAGAAGAGAUCAAGGUCUUGGCUGCGUGCGCAGACUUGUUGGACAGUGAGGUGCGAGGCUGGAUAGAGAGUUUGGCUCGCUGGGUAGAGGAUGGAAGCAAGCUUCCGCAGCAGCAGAGUGAAGAUGUGGAAGAGAGGAGGCAAGCGAUUCGGUGGAUUGCAGCUCAAAGAUGCUUGCAGUUGGGAAAGCUCACAGCAGCAGAGCGACGGCUUAUGGAGCAAGUGCAAGUGCAAAAAAUGCGCCAAUGGAUUGAAGACCUGUGUGCCUGGAUGCGAGCUUUUGGCAGGAAACCCCGGCAACGAUCUGAAGAUGCAGAGGAGAGGAGCCGAGCGAAUCAGUGGAAGAAAGUGCAAAGAUACUUGCGUUUGGGAAAACUCACAGAAUCUGACCAGCAACUACUCGAAAGAUGUGCUGAGCAAGUGCAAGUUGCUCACGAACCUGUUCGCCUAUGGAUCCAAGAGUUGUGUGCUUGGGUCGAAGAAGCAGGCCGAAAACCGCUGCGCAUGUCUGCAGAUGCAAAUGAAAGGUCGCAGGCACUGCGUUGGAACAACGCGCGGAGAUACUUGAGCUUGGGAAAGCUGACAGAAGCUGAACAGCAACUGUUGGAAAGAUGCGCUGAGCAAGUGGAGCAUGAAUCUGUGCGUGAGUGGAUCCGAGAUUUGUGCACCUGGGUGGAGGAAGCAGGCAGGAAGCCUCGAUCCAGUUCCGAAGAUGCAGAGGAGAGGACCCGGGCGGGUCAAUGGAAAGCAGCACAAAGAUACUUGCGCUUGGGAAAGCUCACAGAAUCUGAGCAGCAACUACUCGAAAGAUGUGCUGAGCAAGUGCAAGUUGCUCACGAACCUGUUCGCCUGUGGAUCGAAGAGUUGUGUGCUUGGGUCAAUGAAGCAGGUCGAAAACCGCUGCGCAUGUCUGGAGAUGCAACAGAAAGGUCCCAGGGUCGGCGUUGGUACGAGGUGCAGAGACUUCGGCCCUUGGGAAAGCUCCGCGAAGCAGAGAGGGAUCUGUUGGAGAGCUGCAUGCCAACAGACUGA
Molecule: messenger RNA, 2484 nt
Organism: Durusdinium trenchii
Lineage: Eukaryota; Dinophyceae; Suessiales; Symbiodiniaceae
Source: the annotation of a GenBank genome assembly